GGCCGGAAGUGGAAGAAGAAGGCGGCGGCUGAGGCGGUUCAGGAGGUUUUUUAGAGCUGGAGUCCGAGGCUCAGGUGCCAUGGGCCUGGUGAAGGAGCCCUGAGGGGACGCGAGGCUGGGCAUGGCGGGCGCUCGGGCCGCCGCCGCCGCCUCGGCGGGGUCCACCGCCUCUUCGGGUAACCCGCCGCCUCAGGAGCCGGGGCUUGGGGAACUGCUGGAGGAGUUCUCCCGGACUCAGUACCGGGCCAAGGACAGCGGCGGGACUGGCGGCUCUAAGGUUGAACGCAUUGAGAAGAGAUGUCUGGAGCUAUUUGGCCGUGACUACUGUUUCAGCGUGAUUCCAAAUGUGAAUGGUGAUAUCUGCGGCCACUACCCCCGCCACAUCGUAUUCCUGGAGUAUGAGAGUUCUGAGAAAGAGAGAGACACGUUCCAGAGCACCGUGCAGGUGAGCAAGCUGCAAGACCUCAUCCACCGCAGCAAGAUGGCCAGGUGCAGAGGACGGUUUGUCUGCCCAGUGAUCCUGUUCAAAGGCAAGCACAUUUGCAGGUCGGCCACCCUGGCUGGAUGGGGAGAGCUGUAUGGACGCUCUGGAUACAACUAUUUUUUCUCAGGGGGAACAGAUGAUACCUGGGCAGAUGUGGACGAUGUCACAGAAGAGGACUGUGCUCUUCGAAGUGGUGACACACACCUUUUUGAUAAGGUGAGAGGCUAUGAUAUCAGGCUGCUUCGGUACCUAUCCGUCAAGUACAUCUGUGACCUGAUGGUGGAGAACAAGAAGGUGAAGUUUGGCAUGAAUGUAACCUCCUCUGAGAAAGUGGACAAAGCCCAGCGCUAUGCAGACUUCACUCUCCUCUCUAUCCCAUAUCCAGGCUGUGAAUUCUUCAAGGAGUAUAAGGAUCGGGAUUACAUGGCUGAAGGGCUCAUAUUUAACUGGAAGCAGGACUAUGUCGAUGCCCCAUUGAACAUCCCUGACUUCCUGACUCGCUCUCUGAACAUUGACUGGAGCCAGUAUCAGAGUUGGGACCUGGUGCAACAAACACAAAACUACCUGAAACUGCUGCUUUCCAUUGUUAACAGUGAUGAUGACCGCGGCGGGCUGCUGGUACACUGUAUCUCAGGCUGGGAUCGGACCCCGCUUUUCAUCUCUCUUCUACGCCUUUCCUUAUGGGCUGAUGGGCUAAUCCACACAUCUCUGAAGCCUGCUGAGAUCCUCUACCUGACUGUGGCCUAUGACUGGUUCCUCUUUGGGCACAUGUUGGUAGACAGGCUCAGCAAAGGAGAGGAGAUUUUCUUCUUUUGCUUCAAUUUUUUGAAGCAUAUCACCUCCGAAGAGUUCUGCCUGAAGACCCAGAGGAGGAAGAGUUUGUCAACUCGGGAUGCAGGCUUCACUGUGGAAGAUAUCUGCAUGUUGAGACGCAGAGACCGAGGCAGCACCACCAGCCUAGGCAGCGACUUCUCCCUGGUCAUGGAGAAUUCACCAGGAGCCGUGGGGAGCUUCACCUAUGAGGCUGUGGAACUUGUCCCGGCAGGAGCACCAACUCAGGCAGCUUGGAGGAAGAGUCACUCAUCCUCCCCACAGAGUAUGCUCUGGAGCCGGCCACAACCCUCUGAGGACCGCCUGCCUUCCCACCAUGGGCUGGCUGAAGCCAAGUCUUCCAGCUCUUCAUCCUCAAACCAUUCUGACUUUUUCAGGAUGGGCAGCAGUCCUCUUGAGGUCCCCAAACCCAGCUUUGUUGACCCUUGUGUAGGAGCCUUACUAAAGCUGGUGAGGGUCACCCAAACGCUGACUGUACUACAGCUCUCCUCAUAUGCAGACAUGGGUCCCUCCAGGAGCACACUGAUCUUUUGUCUCGUCUGCUGUAAUCCAAGGAUUUUCGAGUCUCUCUCAAAUGUAAGAGCUGAAUGGUCAUUUUAUUUUUUUUAUUUAUGUAUUUAUUUAUUUAUUUAGACCAGGCUGGCCUCGAACUCACAGAGAUCCGCCUGCCUCUGCCUCCCGAGUGCUGGGAUUAAAGGCGUGCGCCACCACCGCCCGGCCUGAAUAGUCAUUUUACAUAACCUAUUAUUUGACUUAAACCUCAGGUAGGAAGAUCUAGUGUGUUCAUUCUUGAAAAAUGUCAGUGUCACUCAAGAAUGGCUGCCCAAUAUGAGCUGUUUUUUGUUCCAUAGGAGGGGAUGCCCUCCUGCUGGUCCUUUUGCCUCAUUCACCUGACAGCUACUCUGGCCUGGUGUUGCCUGUGGGAAGCAAAGGGAAUUGACUACCCCAAGGGACCAGAGGGUUGAGGGGAACUAGGCUGUGAUUCCCUGGGCUAGCCUCCAGGGAAUGGGUUUGGGGCUUGAGAAACUUGAUGGCAGUCCCUGGCUCAGAAAUGUCCCAUCUCGCCCAGUUUGCUCUGCUCAGGUGCUCUACCCCCACUCCCAAAUCUCCUUAGAGUCUUAGAAGCUGUUUCCCCAUACGCUGCUAAAAAUGGAAAAGAGUCUACUCUUCAGAUGGUCUGUGGAGACUGAGGAGCCAGGCUUGUGCCUCUGGAGGGUUUGCACUGGCUGCAGGCCCAGCACUGCCAGGAGAACACCCAGGGCAGGCUUGGCUUCUUGAGAGGCUGGCUGUGAUUCACAGGUCUGACGUUUAUCUAUCUAGAAACCAAGAGGUCUGGCUUUGUGCACCCUUGGACUUCUGUCAGGUAGUAGACCAUGUCCUGUUCUCAUCCCUGCUGACAUCACACGUUGCCUAAGGUCACCACAGUGAUGAAUGUGGCAAGGACCAGUGUUGGCAGGUAUUCCAGUUCACAGCAGCUUUUACUGUGAAAAGCCAUCUGUUUUCCUUUCUCACAAGGUGCUAUACUUCUCGUUCAGGACAAAUCUGUAGUCAAACUCGAGUUUAAAAACUUCUUAAAGGGCUGCUGAGAUGGCUUACCCAGUAAAGGCACUUGGUGCCAAGCCUAAAAUCUAAGUUCAGUCCAAGGACCCACAUGUAGAUGGAGAGAACCAAUGACUGCAAAUUGUCUUCUGACAUCCACAGUGGCAUGUAUACAAGCACAAAUACACAUAAAUUUAAGCUCUUGUGUCUGGAUAUGAUGAUGAUGGUUCAUGACUGUCUUAGCACUUGGGAAGCUGAGGCAGGAUUGAUACAAAUUCAAGGUCCAUUUGGCCUACAUAGUUUGUUUGUUGCAAGCCUGUUUCAAAUCACCAGAGCACAUAGUCACAUAGGUCACGGGUGCUUGACAGUAAGACUGGCCAAACAGCUGGGAGGAGGGAGGGUAGGUGCUGUCACCUGAGGAUCCACCGAUGCCAGCAGCUAAGUGGGUAGGUAUUUUUUUCUCUGCUUCCUGACCCCACCCUGUUCAUACUCUGGCCUUGUUUCUGCAUCCUUGUGGGAGCCUUUCUGCUAUUCUUAAGUUAAAUAAUAAAAGUUGAGUUAAAUAAUAAAUAAUAAUAAAUCAAUCCUAGUACUUGGGAGGCUAGGGCAGGAGGACUGCUCAAGUUUGAGGGCAGCCUGGGCUAUGUAGUGAGUUCCAGGCUUAAUGCCAGAGACUGACUUGCAGCCUCUCAGAGGCCCACAGGACAGGCGAGGGCUUAGCUGUUGAGUAGGGAGGAGGUGGCAGCACAACCUCCCUCCCCAGCUCCCAAAUCUCUCUUGUCAGAAAAGGUCUGAUGAAGCUGUCAAUUUGCAGCCUGGUUUGAUUCAUCCCUCCCCUCUGGGCAUAGUUGGCUCUGUGGUGCUCUUAAAUACAAACUCUGGUUCCUGGAAGGAGCUGCAGAGGAAGGGGGACCUCGGGGCUCUAUCUCUUCACUCUUCCAUCUAGGUCACCACCUUCCACAGUUUCCAAAGGCUUGUUCUCCCUCCCUUCUGAUAAGAUUUCAGUGGCCCUGGGUUCCAUGCUGCACAGAUACUGUCACAAAGAGGGUGACUGCCCUUGGGGCUGGCUUCAGCCUGAUCUCCUGUCAGCUGCUGUUGAGGUGGCACUUAACUGCAUCAGCCACCAGGAAAGGCACAUCGGCCACAGGCUUUGGGUCUGGUUUACCUCUUGUUGCCUUGCUUUGCUCUUGGUCUUUGGCUUCGUUGUCUACACAAAGCACUGUCCUCACAGCCCAGCACACCUUGUAGUCUUCUUUCUCUCACCCCUUACCCAGCUUUGUUUGCUCUUUUGGAGAAAGUAGUUGGCUUUCAGCUCCUCCAUCAGAACCUCAGAGCCAUGGCACAGGGCCAUUGUGCUGCCCACCCUUCCCUAGGGUACCCCUGUCAGGCAUGUGACUGACUGCAUCGUCUCCCCUCUCUCUCCUCUCUG
Molecule: messenger RNA, 4283 nt
Organism: Alexandromys fortis (reed vole)
Lineage: Eukaryota; Metazoa; Chordata; Mammalia; Rodentia; Cricetidae
Gene: Mtmr14
Product: myotubularin related protein 14
Exons: 18
Coding region: 122-1948 (608 amino acids)
Biological process (GO): dephosphorylation
Molecular function (GO): phosphatidylinositol-3-phosphate phosphatase activity
Source: RefSeq, a predicted model, not a curated record